Salvia miltiorrhiza (redroot sage) is the source of this 1020-nucleotide messenger RNA. RefSeq lists its product as uncharacterized. The transcript has a single exon. The record is from RefSeq and is a predicted model, not a curated record. Bases 120 to 623 code for a protein of 167 amino acids. Lineage: Eukaryota; Viridiplantae; Streptophyta; Magnoliopsida; Lamiales; Lamiaceae.
UCAAACCUUUAAAACCUACACUAAGUUUCUACUUGAUAAAUGCAAGUCAUGUGUGACUAACCUUUAUUCACAAAAGCCCAGCAAAACAAAAAACCACCCAUCUCCUCUUCUCCCUUCCCAUGGCUCCCGACCAAAACAAUGCCGCCUCACCCAACGACCGCGAGAAGCAGAAGAAUCUGGACCAGGAGGUGAGAGAGAUGAUCUCCACCCUAACCACCCGCUUAGGCAGCAUCCAACGCUCCCAGAAAUCGGGGAGCUCGAGCUCCCACAAUCAAGACGACGAGGAGCAAGGGGUGAGGAUGAUCACAUUGGCGGGGAGUAACCUCGGCGCCACCAUGCGCGGCGACGUCGAAGGCAAAGGCGCCGGCCCACAAGGCCUGUCCCUGCCGGAGCAGGAAGACUCCGCCUCUUACGUCGUCAACAGCAACUUCCAAGCCAUCAACAACUCCAUCAUGCUCGGCGGCAGCUACAAGACCAACGAUCCGGGCGUUCAUUUGGACAUCACCGACCACAACGACGCCGGCGAAAAGAAGCUCAGGAGGAGCAGGAGAGGGAGCCACGGCGGCCACCACCACGCCAAACGUUCCGACAACCUUAGCGACACGGACAGUGAGAAGAACUGAGAACGAUCGAUACAUACAUAAAUAUACGCAGCGGCUUCCAAAUAAAUGUUUCUGGUUUUCUAUUCCUUUUCAAAUGUCAUCAGUCGUUUCUCAAUUUGAUAAUAACUAUUUGCAGUGAGUUCCUUGCUCGUAUACUAUUGAUUAUCGUUCUCGAUUGCUUUACUUUAAAAACCAUAUAUAUUGGAGCAAAAAAUUGAUUUUGAUGAGGGUGUUUAGCUAAGUUUAUAAGUUUUUUGUAAGUUAUUAAAGAAAUAGUCGUGUAAUACGAAAUUCUAUAAAUUUUAUGAAAAUCAUGUAACAGUGUAAUAGUUCAAAUAAUCAUGUGAAAUAAUCGUGUGAAAUAAGUUGUUAAAGGAGAAAUGGGAAUGAGAUUCAGUGUACCACAUUUUAUGUCUCA